CAUCCGCGGCUGUCCUUUGGGACCUUUGAGCCCGCUACUGUGACCCAUGGCUCGGCUUGACGAACCUUAUCUCACUCUUCUUCUCCUAUGGCUUGACUUUAAGUUGCACGUCGGUGCCCGCCAAACUACGACCUUCCAUCUCUGAGCAAUUGGUUCGUGUCGUAUUCUAUCCCCUCGAGUCUUCUGUCGAGUGUCUGGUCCCUAGGGAGCCUCCUGCGCGGACCGCGCCACAUCCCGACCGUCGGAUCUUCCGCCAAACAACGCCCGGAAACAUCGAUUGGAAGGGAUGGGUUGGACAUACAAUACGAAAGAUCCCAAUGCUCCCACUAUCGGGCUCACGAUCACUGGCGUUGCCAUAACACUCACCUUCCUCUCGCUCAUCACCGUCUGUCUUCGAACAUAUGUCCGAGCGCUCAUGAUCCGGGCCUUCGGCAUCGAUGACUGGAUCAUUUUGGUAACGUGGGUGGCUGCGGCCGGGUUUGCCAUUGUCAGCAUUGUCCAGUCAAGAUGGGGCCUUGGUCUUCAGCAUAUCGACGACCUGCCCGCUGACGAUGUCUAUAACUUUGGCCUUAUUCAAUACAUGGGUGCUCCAUUCUACAUCACCAGCAUCCUAGGAUUCAAGCUCGCCCUCCUCUUCUCCUAUCUCCGCUUCAUCCCCCUCGGCGUCUACCGCUACACCAUUAUCGGGGUUAUCACGGCCUGCAUCAUGUUUCACCUCUCCUUCCUCCUCGUUCAGAUCAAUCUCUGUCAACCGAUCCGCAAGCAAUGGGAUCCUGCCAUAACAUGGGGCUCCUGCAUCCCAGGUGUGCCAUUUUACACAUCCAUGGCCGCACUGACAAUGGUCUUUGACGUGACAGUUAUGCUCCUCCCGUUCCCCGUCCUCGCCAAGUCGCGCCUGCAGACCCGCAAGAAGGUCAUCCUCCUGGGGCUGUUCGGCCUGGGCAUCUUCAUCACAGUCACCCAAAUCGUUCGCAUCCAGAAGGUCAAGCAGCUGGCCAACUACACCGACAGCGCGCCCCUGAUCCUCUGGUCGACCGUGGAAAGCAACCUGGGUAUCAUCGUCGCCAACGUGCCGACCCUGGCGCCGCUCGUCAAGUACUACAACGAACACCACGCGUCCAAGAGGAUGACCGCCGACGCCGACCCCACCGCCUGGCGGAACACGGGCGGUUGUGGUGGGACCGUGGGAGGGCGGAGGUACUAUGCCCAGGGGAGCCGCGGCGGGACGGGGAAAUCGGUCGAUCGGUCGCUGGGGCUGACGACGCUCGGGGGCAGCGAGCAUGACAUGACCGAGUUAGGCAAUUUCAGUCACGCCAAGGGGAACGGGAGUACCGUCUCGAUUCUGGACCCUGUUUACCUUAGGCCGGGAAGCGGGGAGGGGGCGGAGGCGGUGGAGGCGAGGAGGGUUGGGACGUCGGCGGGGAUUACAAAGAAGGUGGAGGUUCUGAUUACGAGGAGCUGAAGAAUGAUGGGCUCCAUUGAGCCCAGAGCGGAUUGCGUCCUUUGGCAUGAAGACAUUUUAAAAGAUAUAUGGCUUUGUCUUGGUGUGGGCGUUGGGAUACAAGGUCGAAUAUUCCGGCCUAUGGCGAAAUGCUUGGUAUAUGGACACAUCUCGAUAAUCCUAAUCAUAACUCUGACGACUGGACGCCGCAGUUUCAUACAAGGUUCUUGGUGGCGGGAGCGUCAUAGGAACGGAGGGAGACCGAUGGGGUAGUCAACAAACGCCCCUGAUACGGUCUCGAAACAUCCAGACCCUGCUCGAGCCAAACUCGAGGACGCAGAUUGCACACCAACACUGUUUCUGUGCG
Parathielavia appendiculata is the source of this 1808-nucleotide messenger RNA. RefSeq lists its product as uncharacterized. Bases 287 to 1462 code for a protein of 391 amino acids. Lineage: Eukaryota; Fungi; Ascomycota; Sordariomycetes; Sordariales; Chaetomiaceae. The transcript has 7 exons. The record is from RefSeq and is a predicted model, not a curated record.